AUGGUGCGAAGCCACAGAACACUCAAUGUCACAGAAAAACAUUUUUUUUGAAAAAUUUUUGUAUUCUGCAUUUUCUGUCAGAAACAUAUUUCAAAUGAAAUUAAUUAAAAAUGUUUGCUAAUUAGAAAAAAAUUUUUUGUGCAUCUCUUGUAUGAAUUAAUAGGUUUUUUAGUAUUGACGUUAUUCGAAUUUUUUUCAUUCUGUUUUUUUAUCAAGUAUCAAUUCUCAUUUUUUUCAGAAAAAAAUCAAUAAAUUGUGUGAUUUGAUCGACACAAAAAGUAGACGAUGGAUCUUGCAUCCCGUUCAUAAAUUUUGUCAAUAAAGCUAUCAAGGGAGUUGGAAAGGUAAUUCUCCAUGUUAAAUUGACCUUUGCUUAUAUCUUUCAGGCUUUGGUUUACGUCGUUUUCUCUUUAACUUUAUUUCUUUCCUUCACAUCUUUCUUUAUCAUCCUCCCGUACGAGCAACUGUGAGCUUUUAUCCAAAACUUAGGUUGCUUAUUCAAACUUUUUGCAGAUAUAAAUCACCGUAUUUGUUGAUCAUAAUAUCCAUCUUUGGUUUAUACCUUUUGAUCAACAUUCAAUUUCAUUACUACAAAGCAAGAACUCUUCCGCCUGUGGCCAAUCCUGGAGUGAGUUCUUUGAAACUGCUGGUUUCCGCUAAGAUGAUCUGGUAGAUUAAAGCGGAUUUCAGGCCGAAGGAGACUCUUUUUGUGAAAAAUGCAACUAUUGGAAAAGUACAAAGACCCAUCAUUGCGCCGUUUGUGGGAAGUGAGUACCUUAUUUUUUAAUUGUGGCUUUUCUUUUUUAAUCCGAUCCAGUGUUUCACAGUCGCUAAAAAAAGCAUGUGAAAAAGAGAUUCAAUCGCCGGAAAUGAGAAAAAAAUCAGUCAUUUCUUUUUUUAUUUGUUUUUACUUCAUAAUUGAAAGAUCAUUCUUACAAAAAAAUCUUACCUUAAUCAAAAUUAUAAAAUAGAAUAAAAAUUAGCCUUUUUGAUACCAUAAAAGAUAUUUUUUUCUUAAUCAACAUCAGUUCUUUCAGGUGUAUUCUGGGGAUGGAUCACCAUUGCAUUUGGAUAAACCAAUGCGUCGGAUCUCACAAUCACAGACAUUUCUUUCUUUUCAUUGCGAGUUUGACCUUGGCCACUCUGAUUAUACUUAUGGCAGGCUUCAAUUCAUUUUACGAUCACGUCUUCAAUGUAAGUUUUUUUAAUCAAAAAGGAAACUCAAACUUCCAUGUCUUCAGUAUUCCACUGACUACACCUUCUGCUCUGCAAAUUUACACAUGGCGCCUUUGCAACCUUUCAUUUGUGAAUAUGACGGUCAGACUUUCUCGAACUCGAGAAAUAAAAACUUUUUUUUUCAGGUUUCGCCAGAAACGCAGUAAUAUUUUGUUAUUUGUUGAGUGCGGUUCUAUUUCUGAUGGUCGGCGGGUUGACGUUAUGGAACGUUUAUUUGAUAUCGAUCGGAUGCACUUAUAUUGACUAUUUGGUAAGACCUCCAUAUUCAAACUUCUCUGAGAAUUUUCUCUGUUUUUUCUUUCUGGGCUACAAAGUAAUGUCAGGCGCAUGUAGUUCGCUUUCGGGUGCGCCGAAAAAGUUUAUCAUUUUCAAAAUUACGUUUUAAAAAUUAUGGGUCAUUUUUUUGAGUACGACAUGUGCUGCAAAGAAAAGCGAAUGAAAAGCGACUUUCAGCAAAAGAAUGGCACAAAAAGACCUUCUGGGUAUCGAAAGUACACAAGCAAAGCGGCAAAUUGGCGCAAUUUUCUGGGUCUCCGUCGUAACAGGACAUUCCUCAAAUACGUGCUGCUUCCUCGGGUUUUCCCGCCAAUACUUUAUGAAAAUAUUAGGAGAACGGAAAGCGAUAGUUCCCAAAUUGUCUAG
Caenorhabditis auriculariae is the source of this 1878-nucleotide messenger RNA. Lineage: Eukaryota; Metazoa; Nematoda; Chromadorea; Rhabditida; Rhabditidae. The record is from the annotation of a GenBank genome assembly.